This is a messenger RNA of Paramecium tetraurelia, 1713 nucleotides long. RefSeq lists its product as uncharacterized. NCBI's taxonomy places the organism in Eukaryota, Ciliophora, Oligohymenophorea, Peniculida, Parameciidae. The record is from RefSeq and is a predicted model, not a curated record. The transcript has 4 exons.
AUGAAAAGGGAAAAUAAAUGUGAUAGCAAGAGUAGGAGCAGAAGUCGUAGCAAGUCUAGCAAAAGGAACACCUAAAAUAACCAAUUCUAAAAUUUUAUAGAUAAGAAACUUGAAACAAAAGGAACUGAUUAAUAAAUUGAUAAUAAAGAAUCUAUUUCUCACCAUUCUAGUCCAAUUAGAUCACAAGAAGAACUCCAAGAGAGCAAUGAGCUUAAUAAAAAAAACAAAGAGGAAUAUAAGAUUGUAGAUUAGAUUUAAUGUAUCAAUCUAGCCGCUACUAAUUAAUCUUAAAUACAAUUGGAAUAGCAAGAUCAAGAUGAAAAGUGUUUUAUAUCAAUGUCUCAACCUUAAUAAGAAACCGGGAUUAACUCAAAAGAAACUUUUAACAAACAGCCAUCUGAAAUGAUCACUAUAAAUGACAGCAGUUUGGAAGUGAAUCAAAAUGCUUAGAAGAAUGAAAAUAGAGGUGGUUCACAACUUGAGAAUCGAUUGUUUGGCAAUUUUAAGAAAACACAAUCGAGAAAUAGUAUAUUGAGGCGAAAACAAAAAAAAUUUUAAAGUCCACCCAUCAAACAAUCAUCAUAGCAUGUAAAAUAACCAAAAUAAUCCCUUGAAUGCAUAGAUUUAACCAAUGAUGAUAAUAUCUUAAGCUUCUUUGGACUUAAUCAUCCUAUGCUAUUAAGUUCUUUGGAAUACGAUAAAAAGGAAUUAUUCGAAUUAGCUGAACCAUACGAAUAUUAAUGUGGAAAUUUUAUGCUUAGUUUGGGAAUCCAAAAUCAUUAUACUGCAAUUGUUACUCUGCCUAACUUAUCUUAAAAAAAACCUGUUUAUUAUUUAUUUAUGAUGUUCUAAUUUGAUCCAAAAAAAAACAUUUAUUGCAUGGUCCCAGAAGAUGACUAAACAACAUUACUGGUUAGUUCUAAUAUUUCAUCACUUUAUUAUUAUUGCAACUCUAAUAUUCAAUAAAAAAAAAACAAUAAAACAACCUAAAUAGAAAGUAAUCUGAAGUACAAAUUUCCUUAUAUAUAUCCAUCUUUAAUUAGAAAAUAUGUUGUCUCUUAUUAAUAAGAUGAUUCAUAGAUUCUGUAUCAAAUAAAUUACAAUUCAAAUGCUACCUAACAAGCAAUUGAAGAUUAUUAUUGGGACGAUCCAGGACAUUUAAUUACAGGUACCAGUCAUCCUUUUUUGAAAAUUUUAUUCUUUAAAUCCAAAAAUAAUUAGAUUCCUUCAUUUUACUUCAAAUUUAUUAGCACUCCACUUUAUGAAGGACAGUAUAGUUUAAAGGCUAGUCUCAAAUAAAAUGGGAAUCAGAUUGUUGUAGAUAGAAGGUUCUUGAGUCCCUUUUCCUAUGGUGUUCAUCCUAUUAAAAUUGAAAUCAAUAGAAUAACAAAUCAAAUUGUUAUGAAACAAACAGGGACAGAGGAUAUAAUCACAUCAAAAAAUGUAAAAUGCUUUUGGGACCAAGUUCUACCAAAAUACUUAUAAUUAUACAAUCCCAAACAGUUGUACUAUUACUUUGUUGAUCUCAUCAAUCAGGAUAGAAGAAUCUCAGAAAAAUACAAGAAAUGGAAUCAGCUCUAUUAAUACAUGAGCAAAUCUAAUCAAUAAAAAUCUAGUAAGCCAAAUGAUGAGACUGUCAUCCUUAAUGAUAAGCAGUUUUUUAGUUAUUCAAUAGAAGAAAAGAAAAAUGGAAACAAAAUUAAUUAUUAAUGA